GCCUAUUUAUCUCGAUUUAUCGAGGAAAUCGGCAUAAGGCCAUGGAGGAGGAGAACAAUACCGCCGCCUCCGCCGUUGUCGUUAGCAAUAGACCAAGCAUCCCGCCGGAGAAACGUAAUCGUUCCAUCUUCGACGUCCCGGCCGACUUCUUCGAUUCCUGCAAACUCCUUCGUUCUCCACACUCAUACACCUCAUCAACCAGCGGCAGCAACAGGGACAACUCAAGGGCUGAAAACACAGUCGAUUCGGAGCAGAACACUAGGGAUUUCAAAGAAAGUUCCAUCGCCCACCGAUGGACCUGCAACACAUGCAAGGCGGAGUUCGAGUCUCUGGUUGACCAGCGUUCGCACUUCAAGUCCGACCUUCACCGGUUCAAUGUGAAACUAAGCAUUGCUGGAAAGAAUAUUGUGAAGGAGGAUGAUUUUGAUGAGCUGACAUCUGAUUCUUUCAGAGACUUUGAUGUGUCGAGUAUUUCUGGUUCAGAGGACGAAACAGAGAAGGAGAUCAGUUCUCUGAAUGAAGGGUCUAAGGGAACAAGUGAUAAUGUGAACAAGAAGAGGUUGUUUGUUCAUCUCCAAACAGGUGAAAGAGCUUCGGUUUGGAAGUGCUUGCUCAUAGAUGAGUCAGAUAAUAUUUCAUACGAAGACGAUAGAACACCGAUCAGUGGUAAUGGCUUUCAUGCACGGUACCUUAGAGAGAAUGAAAUCAUAGCAAGAUUAAAAUAUUUAAAUCAUGAGCCAAGAGAUGGCUCUCAUUUGCGGAUGGUGUUACUUGCAAGUGGUGGGCACUUUGCGGGUUGUGUAUUCGAUGGGAACUCAGUUGUAGCUCAUAAAACCUUUCACAGAUAUGUGGUGAGAGCCAAGUCUGGAAAGAAGCAGUCAUCGAAAGAUGCAAGUGGCAAAUCAAUCAGUUCCGCUGGGGCUUCACUUCGUCGUCAUAAUGAACUGGCAUUGAAGAAGGAAAUUCAAGAUCUCCUUGCUGCUUGGAAGUCCUACUUUAAUGCUUCAUCUUGCGUUUAUAUUUAUGCUCCUUCAAAUAAUCGGCAAUUGCUUUUUAAUGGAGAUAAGCCGUACUUUAGUGAUCAGCACUCUGCUGUUCGGAAUAUUCCUUUGACUGUUCGAAGGCCUACAUUAAAAGAAGCUCGGCGUGUUUAUGAACAAUUGGUGCAAGUAGUGUAUGAAGUAGAUGAGAAGGAAAUAUUGUCCACCAGUGAGCACGAUUCACUGUUAACUGCAGUUACAACAGACAAUGGCACCCGAGAUAUAAGUGGACAGAAAGUUAUUGGAGAUUUGGAAAAGGAUGCUCGUACAUAUCUUGAAGAAUCUGUUGAACACCCCAAAACUAGCGAGAGUGAAAGUGAAGUUAUUUGUAGAACUACACCUUUGCAUGAAGCAUCACAGUCGGGAAAUGCAGAUAAGGUUUUGGAACUCCUUGAACAGGGAUCUGAUCCUUGCAUCAAAGAUGAAAGAGGACGUACUCCUUACAUGCUAGCAAGUGAGAAGGAAGUCCGGAAUAACUUUAGAAGGUUCAUGGCUUCAAACCUUGAUAAGUGGGAUUGGAAUGCUGCUAAGGUGCCCAGUGCACUAACCAAGGAAAUGGAGGAAUCUCAAGCAGCUAAGCAGGCUGAAAAAGAUGCCAAGCGAAAGGCAAGAGCAAAGGAGUUGAAAAAAUUGAAGAAAGAAAAGGCCAAGAAAGCACAGGUCCAGGAAGCUGAAUCUCAAAAGGCUGUGAAGACGGAACAGACUAGAGGAAUCGGCUCUAUUAUGAAUCCUCCGGCUGAAUCAACCAGUGGGAAACUGAUUACCAAAGAGAUGGCACAAGCUGCUGAACGGGAAAAGAGAGCAGCAGCUGCUGAGAGAAGAAUGGCAGCCAUGGCCGCAGCUGCAGCCACCAACAAUUCCUCGUCAACUACUCCUAACAGCUUGCAGUCUAAAAGCGGGUUGGCAGGGGAUGCCAGCUGCUCCUGCUGCGGUACUUCGCUGGUCGGUAAAGUUCCUUUCCACCGGUAUAACUACAAAUAUUGCAGCUCGACAUGCAUGCAUGUACACAAAGAGGUCCUUGAUGAGAACUAGCAUUUGGACUUUGAGGUUGAUGCUUCUUUUUUCCUCCACGGUAGUUUCAGCUUUAUUUGAAGUUUCAAUGAUACCUGCUCUCCUUUUGGGAUUCUUGUAUUUAUCUCAUUCUUCAUGAUAAGAUUAAGGCUUCAAGGUAGAUUCAUGUACCAUUAGCACAAUAAACAGAAAAUUUAAGAUCCCGUUUGGUAACAA
This is a messenger RNA of Benincasa hispida (wax gourd), 2267 nucleotides long. RefSeq names its product zinc finger protein-like protein. Gene Ontology annotation, molecular function: protein binding. Gene Ontology annotation, biological process: ERAD pathway. Lineage: Eukaryota; Viridiplantae; Streptophyta; Magnoliopsida; Cucurbitales; Cucurbitaceae. The record is from RefSeq and is a predicted model, not a curated record.